Messenger RNA from Scylla paramamosain (green mud crab), 2546 nucleotides. RefSeq lists its product as uncharacterized. NCBI's taxonomy places the organism in Eukaryota, Metazoa, Arthropoda, Malacostraca, Decapoda, Portunidae. The coding region runs from base 944 to 2197 and encodes 417 amino acids. The transcript is spliced from 3 exons. The record is from RefSeq and is a predicted model, not a curated record.
GGGUUCUUAAUCCUGCCUACGAUGUUGUAGUGUUGCGACAAGAUCUCUCAGUACUGGCCUGGCGUGGUGCAGUGCGUGUUAUGUGUCUGUGGGUGGUGUGGUGUACUGUGGUGGUCGUGAUCAGUGUGGUUGUGUACUUGAGUGUGGUGUUUUGCUGUGAUUACUUUAUCGGUAUUGGAAACCUGAAGGAGUUGGCAAUGCGUCCUGUGCCGGAUAUAUUUUACUUCAGGGGUUAAGUCCAAGUUUGUGGCUGGAAGCUUGCAUGAAUAGCGUUGAAGAUUUAAAGACGCAGUUCUGGCUGACGAAAGACUCGGAUUCAAUUACAGUUCGCUGAUAGUGUAAUUCUUAAUCAUUUCAAAAAUUGGUCAUAUCUUCAGUGGAUUUUGCUUACUUUCAUUAUGUUAUUGAUCGAUUCUGAAGCUUCACUCAGCACACGUACACACAGCUAGAGUCUCUGGUUGCUCUUAGGAAAUCUAUAGCCAGCAAAGCACAUGACAAAAGAGAAAUCCUAUAAAUAAACUUGAAAUUAGAUUCGCCACAUGAUGCGGUGAGACCAGUUAAAUAGAAAAAAAAAAGUGUUAGAGUCACAUGAAAAAAAUUAAGACAGUAAAUCUAAAUGAAUCAUAUAAUACUAAGAUUAUAAUAUGUUACUCUGCAGAACUUUAAGGCUGUUUUUCUUCAAGAUUUUAGUGAGACAUGAACCAUUCGAGCUUGAGAGUCUUUGAAGGAAAGAAAGAAAAGAAAUAGCAAUGUGCCUACGAUCAUUGACCUACACGCGAAUAAACAAACACUUCUGAUAUCAAAAUAGUGGAUGAAAUUCUAUAUAAGGUUCUGAAAAAAAAAAAAAAUUGCAAUCUAAUCCUGUUAAGAGUAUUCAAGUAAAAUCUUUCCAUAAUCAAAACUUGUCACGUGCUCGGUGUGAGUCAGCGGGCGGGGAGGCAAAAUGGAGGUGGCGGGAGUGGGUGGGAGUGGGAGCAACCUGCGACCCUCGUUUUCACUGGAUUUUAGAAACCUUCGAAGUUCCAUCAGAAGACAAUUCAAGAAGGACUUUUACAUCGAGUCCCCGCAUGACCUGAAAGACAGCCUAAGGAAGAGUGCAGAGGCUGCCGGGCAUGUAACCUUGCCGAGCAGCAGCAGCAACAUUUCCCUGACCAGGCUGAGGCCAAUAGUAGAGCGAGCCUCAACCAGCCUCCAGAACCUUGAGGCCUCUCCGUAUAAAGCUCAGUCAGGAGCCACAACAUCGCCGACGAAGGAAAGUUUAGGGGAAAAGAUUUUCAGCAAAGUUAAAGGUCUAUACAGCAGCAGAGAUGACCUGGCCACCGACGGGAAAGAGAAGAAAAAGACAGUAAAAGGCUCGGAGGAAUCCAGUCCCAAGAGCACCGCCUUUAUCAGCAAGAUCAAGGACUUGUACAGCAGCAUGGAAGGCAUCAACAUGAGAGACAAGCCUUCCGCGGCAAAGCCACGUGGGUCCAUCGACGAAACGUUGAGAGGCCUCAACCUACUGCAGAGGCUAUACAGUAAGGAGGACAAGAGUGACGCAGAAGGAAACGACAUCAAUGUGGCCGCUCAAACGGAGGAUUACUGGAAGGGCGUCCAGUUUCUUGAUAAGGCCCAGGACAUGGUAAUCAAGGAUCUGGAAGAGGACGAGUUUCUGAACUCCCUUGAUGCAGACGACGACGUGCCAGAGCCGCCCCGUGACUGGCUGGAGCACGUCAAGCCACAGCCGGGAGAGCCGAAGCCGCCGCCGCCACCGGGACGAAGAGGAAGGAACUCCAUUAUCUCCUUAAAUGGCUCCAUUCAUUCCAUCUCAUCGCUGCCCACUUCGCCGCCUCCAGCUUCCGAAAGGGUCAUCAGGAACGCCAAGUACUCCAGCACCCGGCGAGGCAAGGUGGCCCGCCAGACCUUCCAGGUGUAUCCCAAAAGCUUUAAUCAGAUCAAAAAGUUCGGCUUGAAACUUUCCCGUCGCGUCAAGAAAUCCCGAUACAGUGAAGCCGUGCCUCCCGUCAGCGCCUCGCAGAUGAAGGACAUAUCCGUCCUGGAUGGCGUCCCUCGCUCCGCUCAUAACCACGACGUAGCAAAGGUGCUUCAUAAAAUUGUGUAUUGUUUAGAGAAAGAGACAGAUAAGGGAGAGUUUCAUAACAGCGAGAGGCCACUGCGUUGCAUUGAAUACGGAAACUUGACAACUGCGACUGUGUGAUCGUGAGCUAAGGAGAGACGAAAGUGAGGCUGACAUGCUGACACACUCAUUGCAUAAUAUUCUGAAAUUUCCUCGACGGUGAAACGAAAGAGAGGCAUUAAAGCUAAUACUAAAGUGGUAAUUUACUGAAGCAAACUUUCACUCUAAGAGCAAUAACAUUACAAUAACAUUGCAUGCAACAUUACUUAGUCCACUGAAGCGACGUUGUGAAUAUGUAGCGCAAUUCUGGUGCCUGAAAGUUGCUAAGGAUAUUAGCAAUUGGGUGUGUAUUUGUUGUCGUCUUCCUGCGCAGUGCAAGCAAAGUGAUUCCAGAAGUGUAAGAAUUUUUGUUAAUAGUCAAAAUGUAAUU